Dunckerocampus dactyliophorus (ringed pipefish) is the source of this 7593-nucleotide messenger RNA. RefSeq names its product BR serine/threonine kinase 1b (gene brsk1b). NCBI's taxonomy places the organism in Eukaryota, Metazoa, Chordata, Actinopteri, Syngnathiformes, Syngnathidae. Gene Ontology annotation, cellular component: cytoplasm. The transcript has 21 exons. Gene Ontology annotation, biological process: protein phosphorylation; intracellular signal transduction; microtubule cytoskeleton organization. The record is from RefSeq and is a predicted model, not a curated record. Gene Ontology annotation, molecular function: ATP binding; tau-protein kinase activity; protein serine/threonine kinase activity. Bases 473 to 3052 code for a protein of 859 amino acids.
ACCCGGAUGCUGAUGCUGAGCGUAUGGGAUGAAUAGAAGGAGGCAGGAGGAGAGGGGAAGGAUAAAGAGGAACGUUACGAGUUCUGGAUCACUCAGUGAAUGAUGAGCAACUUUUGACGCGUUUUUGAUUUGACCGAGUGUGCUUGUUUUUUUUGGGAGACGUUUUAAGGAGGGAGGGAGGGGUCUGUAUGCGGUGAUGGUGUGAGCACAGCCGGUCAGAAGGAGACACAGGAGGACAGGAUGCUGCUGCUGCUUCUUGGUUCCAGGAACCGGGUCCACUUCGACAGGUUCUCCUAAUCCAAAGGCGUCUUCGUCCAAAAAAAACCCACGGACAAACAAGUGCAUGGGAGGAGCCUGCAGGGCCCCGCGUUAACUCACCACCUCCGACCUGGGAUGAGCCUUACUGCAUUGCGAGCCGAACCGGGCCCACCGCUGUCUUCAUUCAUCUGUUCCGAAUCAGCAUUCUAGUGCAAUGUCGGGGAAGAUGAGCAGUAAGGAGAUGGGCCAGUCCAGCCAGUACGUGGGGCCUUACCGGCUGGAGAAGACCCUCGGGAAAGGACAGACCGGACUGGUAAAGUUGGGUGUCCACUGCAUAACAGGGCAGAAAGUGGCCAUAAAGAUUGUCAACAGAGAAAAACUGUCUGAAUCAGUUCUCAUGAAGGUGGAAAGAGAAAUAGCGAUUCUCAAACUAAUCGAGCACCCUCACGUUCUGAAGCUACAUGAUGUCUAUGAGAAUAACAAGUAUCUGUACCUGGUGUUGGAGCAUGUGUCUGGUGGAGAGCUUUUUGACUAUCUGGUGAAAAAGGGCAGGUUGACCCCGAAAGAGGCCAGGAAGUUCUUCAGACAGAUCAUCUCGGCUUUGGACUUCUGCCAUAGUUACUCCAUAUGUCACAGAGACUUGAAGCCUGAGAAUCUUCUUCUGGAUGAGAAGAACAACAUCAGGAUAGCAGAUUUUGGCAUGGCCUCACUACAGGUUGGGGAUAGUCUACUGGAAACUAGUUGUGGAUCCCCACAUUAUGCUUGCCCUGAAGUAAUAAGGGGGGAGAAGUAUGAUGGCCGCAGGGCAGACGUCUGGAGUUGUGGAGUCAUCCUCUUUGCUCUUCUUGUGGGUGCUUUGCCGUUUGACCAUGACAACCUACGGCAGCUUCUAGAAAAGGUUAAAAGCGGAGUAUUCCAUAUGCCCCACUUCAUACCGCCUGACUGUCAGGCAUUGCUCAAAGGAAUGAUCGAAGUCAACCCCGACAAGAGACUCACGUUAGAAGCAAUACAGACCCACGCCUGGUACCAGAGCGGUCGCAAUGAGCCUUGCCCUGAGCAGCCACCGCCCCGCCGUGUGUGUGUGACGAGGGUGCUGUCGUUGACCGACCUUGACCCCGACGUCCUGGAAAGCAUGUACUCUUUAGGCUGCUUCCGGGAUCGGGUCAAACUCACACGGGACCUUACAAGUGAGGAAGAGAACCAGGAAAAGAUGAUUUACUACCUCCUGUUGGACAGAAAAGAGCGUUACCCCACCUAUGAGGAUGAGGAUCUGCCACCCAGAAACGAUGCCGACCCACCCAGGAAGCGCGUGGACUCCCCUAUGUUGAGCCGUCAUGGCCGCUGCAGGCCAGAGAGGAAGAGCCUGGAGGUUCUCAGUGUUACUGAACAAGGCUCUCCCACACCCCCUCGCAGGAACCUGGACACUAACGCACACAGUCAAAGGUCUCGGUCGGUGAGCGGAGCGUCCACAGGUCUGUCCUCUAGUCCUCUCAGCAGUCCCAGGAGCCCGGUGUUCACUUUCAGCCAAUCAGAAGUCAACUCAGCUUCUUCCUCCAAAGAUCCCAAACCAGCGAGCGCAACCACCGCUCGGCCUAUCCGCCCAGCACCCGACCCAAAAACUCAGACCCUGCCCUCAAAGGGCCCCACCGACCGUCCCCAUCUCAACUCCAUGAAGUCCCUCCCCCUCCAGACGCCACGCACACCAUCCCCAUCCCCCUCCCCUCUCCUCUCUCCCAUCCCGCGCUUUUUCAACUUCCCCUCUCCUUCUGUCUUCAAGUCCAAAAACACCCACUCGUCCUCUAACUCCUCUGCCACCACUCCUCCCGUGUCACAGGUCACGCCACAAGGCUCACCACUUCCCACCCCACUGGGCACGCCUGUGCACCAAAUGCAACACCCUUCCUCCACCACCCCUCCCUCCUCUUCCUCCUCGUCCUCUUCUCCCAGAGCGGACGGGUCUGGCGGGGCUUCUCUGUCGCUGACGCCGCCCUCCAGCCCGGGCAGCAGUGGCGGUCUGGCGUCUUCAAGCUCUGCCCACUGGAGAACAAGGCUCAAUUCGUUCAAAAACAACCUGCUGGGGUCACCACGCUUCCAUCGACGCAAACUUCAAGUCCCAACAUCAGAGGACAUGUCAAGUUUGACUCCAGAGUCCAGUCCAGAACUGGCUAAGAAAUCCUGGUUUGGUAACUUUAUCAGCCUGGAGAAGGAGGAGCAAAUCUUUGUUUUAAUUCGAGACAAACCCCUCAGCUCGAUAAAGGCAGACAUCGUCCACGCAUUUCUCUCAAUCCCGUCCCUAGGCCAUAGCGUUGUGUCCCAGAACAGUUUCCGGGCAGAGUACAAGUCCUCUGGUGGCCCCUCUGUUUUCCAGAAGCCUGUCAAGUUUCAAGUGGACAUCGGUUUCUCCGAGGGAGACAGGGAGCAGGAAAGGGAGCGAGCAGAAAGGGAAGGCAGAAGAGAGAUGGGCAUAUACAGCGUCACCUUCACCCUAAUAACAGGUCCGAGUCGCAGAUUCAAGAGGGUGGUGGAAACCAUUCAGGCUCAGCUCCUUAGUACUCAUGAUCAGCCUUCUGUGCAGGCACUGGCUGAUGAGAAGAAUGGCAAACCUUCCCGCCAGCCCAGCACACCUUCGCGUCAGAAUUCCAGGCGUUCCGAAAGCGGGUCUGAGAAAGAGCGGGCGGCCGACGCGGCGAGCGGAAGCGGAAGCAACGGCGGGAGCGUCUUACAAAGGCAGGGGUCGGGAAAAGACAAGGCUAGACUUCUUUCGACCUCCAACGGGAUGCAGUCACACCCCUGAAAAGAAUGUCGUGAAAGAGAGGCGGGAUGUCUCCUCUGACCUUUCCUGUAUCCUUCCCACACCCUUUCAUCAAAAUGUUGCUCUUUGGCCAUCAUUCCCUCGCAAUGGAUUGGAAGAGGGGACAUUUUACUUCAAGCUCUGCCGUGGAUAUGGAAGAGCUGAUGUUUCCCGAUCCAGGACAAGUUAGAAGGAAAAAAAAAAGAAAGCCUCACAAGAAAACACGCUCACUUGCUAAAGAAGAAAGCACACGACCUUCUCACCGACGUAUCAGAAGCUUCACAUCGCUCACACUGCAGAAAACCUCUGAUCACCUCAAGAUGCUCUCAUUUAUCAUCUCCUGUGCUCAUGAAUGAUCCUCAACCUCAUCUCACACCUAUCAUGAUGAGUCACAUGAGCUGAUGGAAUGUCUAUUCUUCAAAUGAGCAAAAAAAAAGAAAGGUUUCGUUUUCGAAAAAUGGAGAAUAAGUGGAAGGGCAAUAUGCAAAUGAAUGCCGUAGUUGAACAACGUCUAACAGCUGGUGAAAAACACACAAAGACAUGCCGGAGAACGGAUAAGGCGGGAGCGGGGUGGAACGUAAACCCUGCGCAUACCGUAUGUGUACGUCACAAGUAAGAUCCGCCCCGAGAUUCAUUCAGUCUCACAAUUAUUUCUGAAAUAUGCCGAUAAAAGCUACGAUACCGCAUUGCCUUUAAUGGAGGAGAAAUAGUGGAUGGCCAUGUCGAUGUAUGCCCAUUUUCCACUCAGCGUGCACGCCCACGUGUAGAGUCCCUCACAAGAAAAACCCCGUUAGGUGUUAGAGAAGGAGACAAAACACAGAGAAAUGGCUUACCACGGCAAUUACUGCAAAAGAAGGAUCCAGUGGAACCCGUUUAAGUCAACCCCAUUUAUGUCGACAGCAUAAAAAGAACAAGAUUAACCUUACUAGACCAACCAAUUCAAGUCCUGGGGAUCAUUUCUAGGAUGAAUCGGUCCGUUAUUGUCGACGUCGUUUUAUUCCGAUGCUGCGGUCACAUCUGUCUACGCUCCCGUUUUUCCUGGGGGAACUCCCAUAUUUUGCCCUUUUUUACCGCCGUCCUCCUGUUUCUCAUGUCGUGUCCCGUAAUUCCUUUUUUUUUUUUUUAAAUCACAACGUAGUUUCCAGUCUGCUCAGCAACAUUGGCGUAAUACAUCCUGUAGCCGGUAAAGUCAGUCCUUCAAAAUAAAAGCAAGCCGAUAAAAUAACACUGUUGCACCACAGUAGGCAGUCGGGUCUUUCCGCCAGUGGACAUGCCAAAUUUCAAUUAUUUUCCCUCAUUUUCGGAAAAAUUUCCCUUGCAAAAGUAUGGGUGCAUUGUCAUUCGCUGUGUAGUCCGAUCUUAUACCAAAAUUAUGCCUAAAAAAAUCUCCUAAGUCACUCACACGGUACACUAGGGGUGCCCAAAGUGCAGCUGAGGGGCCAUUUACGGCAUGCGCAUGUUUUUUUUUAACUGUCCCACGGCACAUUUUAAAAAUACAAUUAAAAAAGAAAAUAGUAGUUUUAAAAAAAACCAGCAGAAAUGGAAAAAAGACGUAAUUUUACGAGACUAGAGACAAAAGUUAGGAGAAUGAAGUCACAAUAUUAAGAGAAAAUAUUGCAUAAAGAAUAAAAUAAAAUGUAUUUUUUUAAGUCAUGAAAUAAAAUUAGGUUGGGUAAAAGUUCUAAUAUUACAAUAAUGGGCGCCACACACGGGAAACGACGAGCGGCUGUGACCAGCUACACUGGUGAGUGAUGCGUUCACAUCCAGAGCGAAUUGUAUCACCCACCCACGGUUUUGAUUGGCUGUCAGAUGCGGAGGGACUUUGAGGGUAUCAAAGUAGUUCAGCGGAGGAAAAACAGCCGGUGUUGAUCGAGUUCUCUUGCUAGUAUUGAAGAUAAACUUCCAUAAAUGUUCGUGUAAAUUAAUUGGAACUUACCCGAUAUGUUUAUUCCGGCACCAACGAGUUCCCAUGCCGCUGCUUUUUGCUUUUAUAUCUCUAUAUUCUUGUUGAAAAAUGUCAAAUAGCUCCGGGAACGGCAAGUAUUACUUUUUCCCGCCAUGUUUACCUGCAAGAGCGUACUGAUUAGCAUCCUGUGUGACACUGUAAGUGAAACUCCCACUGAUUGGUCCUCGUCGGGGAAAAGUUGAACAUGUUUCAACUUUCCGGGAUCGCGACGCAAGCCAGCGUAUGCACGUUGACAUGCACGAGCUCAAACUUUCACGUGCACGAAUUCCACGGACGGUGACUCGGGGAAAAUGGCCCCAUGGCGCAGGUUCCAUUGAAAAUGAAUGGAGUGGAGGCGAUGCCGCCUCCCAUAAUAAAGUCGUAUUCUGCAGAAUGUAUUAAUAUAUUAUUACAUCACUGUUUUGAGAAUAAAGCCACAAGGGAAAGGAGGCACGAGAAGAAAGUUUAAAUAUUGGGGAAAAAAAAUAAAAUAAACACGGCAAAAAUGGAAAAAUGAGCAAAAAAGUGUAACGUAAGAAGUUCAUUCAUACCACGAAUACACUUUGUCACUAACAACACAAAGCUAAGACGCAGGCAGUUUUUUCUUUAAAUAUUAAAAAAAAAACAUCUCUGCAUGGACCACAUGGGUUGGGGCUGCGUCGGCCAGUCCGAUCCGGAUGUCGACUUAAACGGGUUCCGCUGUAGCAGAAAAAAAAAGUAGCUUAAAGGCCUCUUCAACCAACUUAGAGAUGACAGUGAAAGUUGUUUUCUUUCAUUUUCUAUUUGUUAACCCAUCAAUCCAAAUCCAUCUGGGUGGUUGCAGGUGGUCCUCGGGUUACGAAUGAGUUCCGUUCCUAGGCUGUGAUGUACGUCGAUUUUUAGUGUCAGUCGGAACGUCCACCUAAAUGAACUAGGUCACUCACACCGAACACCAAACACGUGAAAAACAGUCACAAAAGGGUUAAAUACAAUAAUUGAUCGAAACUUAUCCCAGUUCUCCUUGUAACAGCGCACGGAAUCCAUGACCCCUGUAGCAGUCAAUCUUUAUCCUUAAUGAUGGUUGUGACAGUCGAGCGGUUGGGACCAAAAGAGCUGCUAGUAUCUCUCUGUGCUCAUUUUCUCUUCCACGGUGAUGGCUUUCCUUUUCUUUGGCGCACCGCACUGCCGCUUGGGAGACAUAAUGAAGUCCAAAAAGCGUGAGAGCAAGAGCAAGUGACCGACACCUUAUUUUAUCCCUGCGGUUGUCUUGCAGGCCGUUCCACCUUCUUAAAAUAUUGUAUCUUCUUCUUCUCCUCCCAGAUCUCCUUGUAACAGCGCACGGAAUCCACGACCCCUCCAGCAAACAUUAGCGUUGGAUAAUCUUGAUUCUUAAUGGUGGCCGUGGCAGUUGAGCGGUCGGGCCCAGAAGAGCAGCCAGAAUUGGUGCGCGGGUCUUUUCGCAGAGCUUUUUCUGAUGUUCGUUUUCACUUCCUUGGUGGUGGUGUUCCUUUUCUUAGGCGCACUGCCGCUUGGGGGACAUAAAGGAGUGGAAAAAGUUAACUAAUAAGCGAUGUUGUUCUUUCUCCAUGUGCCUGAGACACACUUUAUUCAUCUGCCCAGCACAAGACACACACCGCAUUCUUGUGCGUCCUUCCACCGAUGCGUGCUGGAACUAGUUCCCGAGUGAGUCUUGCGUUUACGGACCAAAAAAACAUUUUUUAAUUAUAUGACGGGAGCAACUUCCGAACCACGUCACCGUAAACCAAGGACCACCUGUUUAAAAGACAAAAAUGGACACUUGUGUUGCCCUGAUUGUAUUAAGAAAGACACACACAAAAAAAUCCCCGCACACAUUAAACUACAUAAAAUGCCGAAAUGAGUAUAAUUAGAACCAAAAACACCAACGUCAGUUCUUAGAUGAAUCCUCAGCUAGGAUGAAGAAACAAUGUACUGCCCACAAGGCGCAAACUAGCAAGAAAAGCUUGAUUGUGACUGUCUGCUGUUGUAAAAUGCUGCACACAAAUUGCCUGGAGGUGUGAAAGGCAAUAGAAAAAUGAAGCCACACGUCAAGAAUGAUUUCUCCCCGUUUGUAUUCUAGUCUUUCUGUGUUUUCAUGCCACCAGCAAAAUAGGCACUAACAACCUGAAUGUUUAUUAUUAGAAUAUUUAUGUAUUUAUUUUUUCAAUGUGUCUAUUUAUUUAUGUUUGUUGAACCCCGUGACGCUCUUUUGUUGACCAUAAUAGCUUUUAAAAAAUGUACUCAUUCACGCUCCAAAACACCUUCCAGUGUUAUCUUACGUUGUGUGUUGUUUAUUUAUUAUUCCCCCUUAUUCUGGUCAUUUGUCGAUGUUUGCUAUACCUCCAAAGACAACAUUUCCACUCAUUCACAGUAAGAGAUAAGCUACAAGGUUUAUUUAUGUCUUUAUUUUGCCUUUGUUUUGUUUUUGUUUUUUUCCUGGUCAUUUCUCUUUGUGUCAUCGGCUUUGACACUCUUGGCAAAAGAGAGCACGAGCUACUGUAUGUUUCUGGAAUGUAUGAAAAUUAGUGCAAACAUGUUGUGCAUGUACCACUGUACAAAAUCACAGGCACUCCUCUUUCAAAUUAAAAAUAAUUUGUAGCUA